AUGAGAGUCAUUGGUCAAGGGUUUACGUCAACGGUGUAUCUGAACGAAGAGGGUAACGUGCAGAAGAAAGUCGACUUGGAUUACGUUGUAGCUCCUCAUGAUCCAAGACGUGAGUUGGAAUUGCUGAAAAAGUUGGACCAUCCCAACAUUAUCAAGCUACUGGAAUGGGGCACAAAUAGUGAUGAGUUGGUGUUGACUUUCUGUUAUUACGAGAAGGAUUUGUACGGAGUAAUGAAAAGCAAUACACGGACUAGAUUUGAUAUACAUUCCUUGCAAAAAACUGACCGGAAUCAGUUACCUUCAGAAAGCGCCCUAACCAUCGUGACUGGUUUGUGUCAAGCAUUACGAUAUUUACACACAGAAAUGAACAUUAUCCACAGAGACAUCAACCCAAGAAAUAUAAUGUUUAAAAAAGACUCGCCUGAGCCUGUGUUGAUAGAUUUUGGUAUAUCGAUUGAGGAAAGCCGAUUAGAUGGAAUCUGCGAUAUUGGAACCAGUUGUUAUAGAGCUCCUGAGACAUUACUAGGCCUUCCGUACUCAUAUGGAGUAGAUCUGUGGUGUCUGGCCGUUGUCAUGAUGCUAAUAUAUUCACCAGAUUCCGGUGAAUUGUUGUUGAAACUGCAUAAUGAGAGAGAUGGUAACCGCGUGGGAGAUCGAUUGGGCGAUCUCGCUCUGCUAGCCAAUAUUUUUGAAACAUUUGGGACCCCAUCGGUGGAGCAAUGGCCUGAUUCUUCCCAGAGCGAGGCAUUUGUACACAUGAACUUUGUACAACACCCAGGACGACCCGUGGAACAGUUACUUCCUCGAUGUGACGAUGCAAGGGUGAAAACAAUAUUUGAGCACCUAACUGUCUAUCAGAGUACCAGCCGAUGGGAUAUAAAUACUGUUGUGAAUGAGCUAGAGAAGAAAGCAUGA
Messenger RNA from Komagataella phaffii GS115, 915 nucleotides. RefSeq names its product Cyclin-dependent kinase-activating kinase required for passage through the cell cycle. The record is from RefSeq and is a predicted model, not a curated record. NCBI's taxonomy places the organism in Eukaryota, Fungi, Ascomycota, Pichiomycetes, Pichiales, Pichiaceae. Gene Ontology annotation, molecular function: cyclin-dependent protein serine/threonine kinase activity; ATP binding. Gene Ontology annotation, cellular component: nucleus. Gene Ontology annotation, biological process: regulation of mitotic cell cycle; protein phosphorylation. The transcript has a single exon. Bases 1 to 915 code for a protein of 304 amino acids.